UCGUGCGGUAUGACGCUUCGUCUUCAUUCACGUGUUGCUAUGUGACGGAAUGGCCCGUACCGUUCCGAGGAUGCGAUUAUGAAGUCACCUUCAUCGUGGAGCUAGCUAGCUGGUAGAGUCGAGAGGAAGAGUUCGCGCUAAGGGUCGCGCUUCAACAACGUAACACAUAACGUAUCGUGUACUCUGGAGAAAUAGUGUUGUUCGACUGUGUGGUAGCGUACGUCUCCGUACACUAUCGAAGUCCAGCGUCCGCUAAUUACUUCUGUCCUAGUAGCUAUCACCGUGUCGAAGCUGAUCUAUUUGAUGUGAUCCUCGGCUUUUUUUUUUUUUUUCGGAAAGACGAACGCCGAGUGAGUGCGUAUGGUGCAGUGCGAGAGGAAGAAACGGAAUAAUAAUAACGACUGUUGGUCACAAGCGAUGUACCAAAUAGCCUAUUUCAUUUUCUAGCCAUCGGUCGAAUUAGAUUUAGAUACUGCUCAAUAAUUGUCUACUUGGGGAAUAACUUUUCGCAAAAACUCCUUCCAGCGAACCGCGGGCUCGUUGACGACGACGACGACUAUAGGCUGACAUUGUAUGUUCAGAGUGCAAAUGUGAUUCAUGAAGUGACUGACGAAAAGACGGACAAAUAGACAGACAUUUUCAUUGGAAAAAGAUAGUGUGUAUAAUGCAGAAAAAUCGUCAGCUUUCAAAAACGCACGCGGAUACAUCACUCGUAACGACCUCGACCAGCGCAGUAGCUAUGGUGCGAUUUACCGAAGCUGCUUGGCUUCUAUUGGCAACGUUGACAACAGGCUGUAAUGGCGAGUGCUACUUUCCAAUCGAUAUCCAGGGUACUUAUCUGCUGCAACAGUCCAACGUGCAAGGUGGCAUCAGCUAUUCGGAGGUGAUCAUCGAUUCAGACUCGAUCCCGCCAUGGGGGCAUUGUCAUAAGCGACGCGGUGGAUCAGGAGUCAUACUGCGUGAUCCGACGGGUAUUGAGGAUUGUAUGCGUUGCCUUCACUUGUCAGUGAAAAGUAACCAUGUGGUCCACAUUCAGGCCGAAGGCCUUGACAGGUGUUACACCACGGAAGAAGCAGCUCGUCUGCACUGUCCUGACGGAAACAAUCAAGGCAGCUUUGAACAUUAUAUUCUAUAUCGCAAAGAUCCUCCGCAGGGAGUUUUCUGCCCAUUUACUGGACGCUUUCGCGUUUCUUCGUACCAAAAGGAUGGCCAGGAAAGCCGUUGUCUUGCACCGCGCAGUCAGUUCUCUGAAGUAGCUAAUUGUCCACGAGGUGACAAACUUGCCGUAAAAUUCCGGAGCUGUUCGUUUCCUGAUCGAGACGAAGAUUUUGUCUGUCUCGGUGACUGGGAAGGCGCCAACAGUGACGAACGUUUCGUUGCUUUAAUGGAUACGAGCGGCGAUCCCAAACGAGCAAAAUACCGCUGCGGACUAUAUAGGCAAGACCCUGCCACUGGAAGAGUGUACAUGUCGCUAGCAGCCGAUUCUACGUGCCACGUCGUCUCUGCUCACAAUGGGUACGAAACGUUCAUGUUGGGCCCUAUCGAACCUGAGCCACUGCCACCGAUUGUCGAACGUGCCCAGUGUACCUUUCCAGAGUUUACUCAGGGUCCGUGGGGUGACCAGGUCAAUAUCGACGAGGGAACCAUGAUCAUGCGAGAUCCCAAGAAUGAUUUUAGUACCCAGACAAUUCGCUGCUUACUUCAGGGACAGGAUGACCGGUUCCCAGUCCAUUCGAUUUCACAAUGUGGCGAAGAAACCUAUUCUUGCGUUAAGUUCCAGCGAAGAUCCCAAACCGUUGUUGAAUUUCAAUUCGGAACAUCAGAUACGGCACCAGUUGAAAACUUAUGCGCAGAGAAACGAUUUACUGAUUCUGAAUGGGUCACUCAAGGCCGUAAUCCAUCGCUUCAACUGACACAGAGUGGGGGUUGUCCUAUCGUGGGUGACUAUACUGGCAUUAUUCCCGGCUCAAUCGGGCUCUGCGCCCGAAUUGCUUCCGACUGUAAUAAUCCCGACAUCAUGUUCUAUACGGUCUACAACUGUGACAACGCCACCCACAUUUAUGAGGAACGCGAAUACAAAUGUCUGGGCAGCUGGGAGGAGGAUGACGGAGUCACAUACUCAUUCACGCAUCGCCGAGACGUUCAUGGGUUCCAAUGUUUCUCUGGGAAGAUUUUGCGCUCUGGCGAGGAGGCCUACAUUCGUGAGGCUGGCGAUAGCUGUGGCCGAGGUGAGGAUCCGUCGAUCUUCGGUAUGAAGGUCAUACGCCAGUCGACCUGCACGAAUUUUCCGCCCAAGCCCAGCAACGGUAACAACAAACCAUCGGUCGCCCUCGCGAUUCCACCAACUGGGUCCUCGGUGGCCACCAUGCCAAGACUGCGGCCAGGCAAGCCCGCUGCUCCGCAUCGCCCAGCUCCUCCAUCGCUCAUUCCGUCGUUCCACGAUAACAGCGACCCAUAUUGGUAUCGGCCGGUAUCGACUAAACCCUGGAAGCGGAUUAAGACGCACUCGGCUGACUCGGAUCGCGUUAAUGAGAUUCCAUCAACUGCAAAAUCCAACUCACCCCUUUCGUGGACAUUCAUAUUGACAGUCUGCAUGCUAUUGCAAACUGCAUUAAUAAAAUGACGCGUACCGGAAACUCAGCUCAAUGCUAUCCUCGUUAGAUAAUAUUGAUUGAUUGAUCGAUCGAUCAAACCAUUGAUCUCGAUUAAUUGAUUGUUGCCUUCAGCGAACCACCAGUCAGCCAAUCAUUAACGGUUCUUAGUUCUCCUUCAAGAAACUGGGGCAAUUUUGUACAAAUAGCUAACGAGGACGAUAAUACAAACACAUGCUUCUAUCUGAUACAAUCAUUUGCCAAGCAAGGACUAGCAGCAUCAGAAAUCAGCUAUUGAGAGUGGGGUGCUUUGAUCGAUCCGAAUUGGAAUUAAGCCCAGUAAACGAACAAUUAAUAUUGGCGUGUGAUACCAACUUGAAGAUACGGUGAUGUACGUCUGCACGGAUCGUAUAUAUCGCAUCACGGGUGUCCAUCGAUGUGCGUUCUACAGGCAGAAUGCGCCAAUGAAGAGAAGAAUUAUUCUCAUAUGGUUCCCCCCAUCCCCUCUUCUCCUCCUAGCGACGCCUGGGGAAACAGCAACUUUUGAUCUCCUUGUAAACUAUUCCGAUUGCUGAAACCGGUUGAAGUGAGCGUUCAAUCAACUAUUCAGGGCCAAUCGGUUAUUUUUAGCAAUAGCUUAGUAUAUAAUAAUAUAUUGUACAUACAAAGAUCGUAUACAGAAUAUUACUAGAGGUGGUGAUAAGUAUUACGAAAACCAAGAGGAUCACUGUUAUCGUAGCCAUGUAUGAGGUCAAAAUGAUGUGACUAUAACGUGAUAUUUCAACAAAUUCAUGUAAAAUUUAGUCCUGAACACAUUCGAAUGUAUGAAACAAUUCAGUCUAGAGACGCGUUAAAUCCGAUAUGCGUUUGCCCACACUCACAAACACGAUAAAAAUGGCAAAAAUUACAACCAAUUGCUAAAAUGGCAGAAACACGGUGAGGAGUAAGAGUAAAAAAUGAAAAAAAAAAAAAAAAAAAAAAGUCUAUA
This is a messenger RNA of Varroa destructor (honeybee mite), 3579 nucleotides long. RefSeq lists its product as uncharacterized. NCBI's taxonomy places the organism in Eukaryota, Metazoa, Arthropoda, Arachnida, Mesostigmata, Varroidae. The record is from RefSeq and is a predicted model, not a curated record.